GAGGGUUAAAGCGAGCGAGAGGAGUUCCUAGACGGGAAGAAUCCUAUUCUUCCGCUUCCGGCCUGUCUUGGUCUCGCUCUCUCUCCCCCCCCCCCCCCCCUGCUUCUUCCUUCAGUCCUCACAACAACAACAACACACCUGUGAGAAUCCAUCAAUUCUCCCAAACCUUCAGAUAACACCUGGCAGAAGAAGGAGGAAUUCUUUCACUUUGCAAGCAGCCUGGAAGAACAGAAUAAAGAUGGAAGGGCGAGAAUCGGCUGGUCUCCGGUUAGGAAAUUACUCUUCCUCUUUUUGGGCAAAGAACAAUGAAGCAUUUCCAGAGAAACUUAGCAAGAAAGACUCGGGAAGCCAUCUGCUCCGUUCAGAUAUUCCGCACCGAUUUUUCCGGGAGCUCCGCUAUCAGGAGGCUCAGGGUCCCCGAGAGGUUUGCAGCCGCCUCCACUCUCUCUGCCGCCUAUGGCUAAAGCCUGAGGAACAUACAAAGGCGGAGAUGCUGGACCUGGUGCUCCUGGAGCAGUUCCUGGCCGUCCUUCCUGCGGAGAUGGAGCACUGGGUGAGGGAAUGUGGGGCAGAGACCAGUUCCCAGGCCGUGGCUUUGGCUGAAGGAUUCCUCCUGAGUCGGGCAGAAGAGGAGAGGAAGUGGAAGAACCAUCAGAUGCCAGCCUCUUUUGCAGAUGAGACCACCACGGUGGAGAAGUCUUCUUUGGACACCUGUUGCACUAUCCAGGUUGGAGACAGAGAAUUUAUCACAGUUGGUAAGGGAUUGGGGGUGGUGGUUCUGGGAUACUGUGAGUUUUUCGGGAUCCCUGUUGGCCCCACAAAUUAUUUUACAUUUUGUUUUAUUCUAAGGUCCAUGGUACCCCUGGACCUGAACUGACCUCGAAUCAGGGUUCUGGAAUACAGUCUUACUCUCUACGGGACACUUGUAGUUAUUAUUGUAAAAAGAGUGGGGAGCCUGGGAGCUUAAGAAUGGUGUUGAUAGGAGACAUUUCCCUACAACAUUUAUCUGUGCCACUUUCAAGGAUAAUUGAUUCCUCUGCUUCUCUUUGGGUGUUUAUGGUGAUGGGUACUCUUUCAGCACAAAUAUAGAAAGAUUUGAUUAAGAAAUAUAGUCAACCCUCUACUUCUCUUCGAUUAGGUCACAGAAUUCCAUAAAAGUGCAAAAACUGCAAGUAACAAACUCGUUUUUUUCUACAUUUCUCCAGAGUUCCUUAGAUUUGUGCUCGAGGACUUAUAUACCUGGUUUAUGUAAUGUAAUUAUUGUUGUCAUGUUGAUGUAUUUUAUUUUAUGUAUUAUGUAUUUUAUAUAUAGCAUCUUUAUGUGCUAUUUUGUAAGCCAC
Anolis carolinensis (green anole) is the source of this 1340-nucleotide messenger RNA. Its product is annotated as zinc finger protein 24-like. The coding region runs from base 239 to 877 and encodes 212 amino acids. NCBI's taxonomy places the organism in Eukaryota, Metazoa, Chordata, Lepidosauria, Squamata, Anolidae. The transcript has 3 exons. The record is from RefSeq and is a predicted model, not a curated record.